Gamsiella multidivaricata is the source of this 698-nucleotide messenger RNA. RefSeq lists its product as uncharacterized. The record is from RefSeq and is a predicted model, not a curated record. The coding region runs from base 143 to 610 and encodes 155 amino acids. The transcript has a single exon. NCBI's taxonomy places the organism in Eukaryota, Fungi, Mortierellomycota, Mortierellomycetes, Mortierellales, Mortierellaceae.
CCCUGUUUUACAAGGAUUUUGAAAUGUCGGAUGCGAAGCACCACUUACACUUAUAACCUCUGGCACGGGGCUCAGUAUCUACACUUUAGACUGGGCGCGGAGCCCUGGCUCGUUCGUUAAGAGAUCUGGGUUCGAUGAAGAUAUGGACGGAUUCGAGUACAUGGAGUUCUCUGGCCGGACAGGACGCGAGCCAAUCGAGGCCUAUAUCCCUGGCCUGCGAGACCUAUUGCACACAGAGGAGGGGAAGCAAGCAUUGGAUGAACUCCUGCGACCAAAGGCAAUCAAGAUCAUGUCGGAAAGGCUUCUCGGUCGGUUCCGUCCAAUUAUCAUGACCAUUGAGAGGAUCAUUGGGAAUGUCAAUCCAGACAACUGGCAAAACGCAAUCGAUGUGACAGAGUCCAUGCAUUGUUUACCCUUAUAUUUACUUACAGAACAAGACAAGAGAGAGAUCUUUAUUUCCUGGGCAGACGGGCACCUUAUAAGGCACUGCCCGUCUGCAUCAUGCGAAGGGCGCUUGUCUUUGCUCGCACGUACUACACAGGUUGAUAUAGUGCAUUCCAGAUUGGUAUCGUACAGGUUCUAUACCGAACAGGAGAAAUCUCUGCCAUGAACUAGUUCGCUUGGAAAACAAGUGCUGUGAGAACUUGUCGAUCUUACAGGAGUUCUCUACGAUAGAGGAGGUUCUGGGAUUAUUUCUC